AUGAGUACCGUGGAGCAAGUUGCCCACAUCAAUGCCCGUAUUCGCGAGCUCGAGCUCGAGAAUGCGCUCAAGGCGCACAUCAUCGAGACCGUAGAAGCCCUUUGGGGCCCACGCCUCUGCCUCACGACCUCCGCCUCUCCCGUCAUGGCGAGCUAUGAGAGCUUUGCCGUGAUCAUCUGCUCGAAGCUCUCCCCCGAGGGCAACACGGUCUACCAGGCCAAAGCGAUCGCGUACAAGGAUCGCGUCGGCGGCAUCUGGCAGUCGCUCAUCCAUUCGGCGGAUGACCACGAACGUGUGGAUCAGGCGCUGGAGGACCUACUGGCUUCGAGCCAAGCUGACUUGGCCGCUGCGACUGAUGGUGUGGAAGUCACUGAAGAGUAUCGUCCUGCGGUGCUGGACGAUCCUUAUUCUUCUGCGCAGGCCAAUAGCGUCGUCAACCGUGAGAACAUAGUCGCCCUCUGGGGUCAUCCGCGCCUCCGUCGCCCCGACGCUGCUGUCAAAUUCUCUAUCAUUACCUGCGCGAAGCUCGCCCCCGAUGGCGUUACCACGUCCUACCAAGCCAAGUUCAUCGGCUACAGGGAUUACGUGGGCAGCAGCUGGCAGAUGCUGGUCCAGUCCGUGGACAACCAUCCGCGCGUGUAUCUGGCCCUGGAGGAUCUGCUAGCAGCGGGCCAGGCUGAUCUAGGUGUUGCCACCGAUCAGCUUGAGGGCUACUUGAUAUGA
Molecule: messenger RNA, 723 nt
Organism: Didymosphaeria variabile
Lineage: Eukaryota; Fungi; Ascomycota; Dothideomycetes; Pleosporales; Didymosphaeriaceae
Exons: 4
Coding region: 1-723 (240 amino acids)
Source: RefSeq, a predicted model, not a curated record